This is a messenger RNA of Spathaspora passalidarum NRRL Y-27907, 750 nucleotides long. RefSeq lists its product as uncharacterized. Lineage: Eukaryota; Fungi; Ascomycota; Pichiomycetes; Serinales; Debaryomycetaceae. Bases 1 to 750 code for a protein of 249 amino acids. The record is from RefSeq and is a predicted model, not a curated record. The transcript has a single exon.
AUGUCAGCACAAGCAAGAUUGUCCAUGGUGCUAUCCCACCUACAACACCGAACCAAACAUGAACUUCGACCUGAAUUUCCGUUGUUACCUACUGAAGAACGGGCCAAGUAUAACGGAGAAGAAUAUUAUAAGAUUGUUCCUAAUAUAAGUAAGGUUGUAUCAUCGGUUACACCUGGAACAUUUCGAUUGAAUAGUCCAAGUGGUGGAUUUGACGAGUUGUUUAAUUUUAUAAGUAAUAGAAUAAGUGAAGAAUGUCCUCAGGGGAAUAUUGCAUUUUGCGAUGUUAUUGGAGUACUAGAAGGAUUUGAAUGUGAUCUGAAUGAUCGGAUAUUAUAUGUCAGUGAAGACAAUAGUAAGCUAGUGGAGGAGUAUAAUGUUACAUAUAGUAAUUUAAAGGAGCUUGAUAAUGAAACUAUUACUGGAUCUUAUGAGUUUGUAAUAUUGAACCAUGUGAAGUCUUCCAUUAUGAGUGAUUUAACAAAGUUUAUAAGGUCAACUAAUCCUAAUGCUAUAAUAAUUACCGUUGACAAUAUGAAAAACUUGUCCAAGUUUGAAGAAUGGAAUUCAGAUGUGUUUAUUGCAGAUCUGAAUGUCAAGUUAUCAGUAUUAAGAAAAGACAUAGUAGACAAGGUUAAAAAUGAAGCUCCAUUGAAUAUGUCGCAAGCAUAUAAAACUUUAAAUCUUCCCACAUUUACAGAAUUAUCUUUGUUAAAGUUGGAGCUUUGUACGAGAGAGUUAAUAGAAGGUUAA